CAUCACGCGUUUUACACUUCAGUUUGGGGAAUAACGGGAACCAUUUCCAGCACGUGCUCUUCCCUAAACCUGGUCUUCAUUUUUUUUUUUUAGCAUUUGUUUCCCCUUUGAGUGAAACUGUAGAUUUAAAAUUAACGCGCGCACGCCGCACAGUUCCUCAAGAGCUCCAUUCUUCCCGCAGGACGAACCCGGUGCGUGGAGCACGUGACUCUUCUGGAGCCACAGAGCAGCUCGCGCUCCCGCCGCAUGCGUGCAUCUCUCUAACGGAGUCUCCAGCUUCAGGACGAUCAUUUGUUGCUGCUCAGAUACAAACCCUGUCCUGUUUUCUCCUCUUCUUGUCUCAACGCGUUUGCUUUUCCAUUCCGGAUUGUUUUUUGUAUUUUUUUUUUUUUUUUGUAUCUUCCGUCGCUGUGAGAGGGAAUGGAGUAGAAAUGCAGUGGUGACAGAUGCGGAGAAGCAGGUUGCAUUAUUUUUCCACGCUUACACCCUGAGCACACUUUCAGCAGGGUGGUCUUGUGCAUAUGGACCACUGGCACCCUGCGUUCUGGCACCGCGGAGUGUACCACUACCAGCAUGCACGCGCUCGGCUCACUGCAUCUCAGCCGCUUCCUGACAGUGUCUGAGUGCUGAACUUGUUGCUGUAGAGCGCAGAACAAUACCUGGAAUACUUUUCUGCAUUUUUUUAUUUAUUUAUUUUUUUAAGUUCCAGGAAAACAGCCGAGUCAAUCAAGGAGUACAGUUCAUGUCAAGUGCACGCGCUAUUUGAAUGGAGAUGUCCUUGCACUCUGUCGUGGAUCUCUGAGCGGGAAACGGAGCGUCGAGUCACCCUGAGUUGGACGAGCUUGCGCUACAGCUUGCGAGGUCAGCAUGGCGGCUGGAGUUGCAGCCUGGUUACCCUUCGCGCGUGCCGCGGCUAUAGGCUGGAUGCCGGUGGCGAGCGCGCCCAUGCCCGCUCCACCACGGGACAAGAGGCGCGCGCAGGACGGCCUGAUCAUCCUAAACGUGAGUGGCACUAAGUUUCAGACGUGGAGGAACACGUUGGAGCGCUACCCGGACACACUCCUGGGCAGCACAGAGCGCGACUUCUUUUACCACGAGGAGACCAACGAGUACUUCUUCGACCGCGACCCGGACAUCUUCCGGCACAUUUUGAAUUUUUACCGCACCGGGAAGCUGCACUACCCGCGCCACGAGUGCAUCUCUGCGUACGACGAGGAGCUAGCCUUCUUCGGGAUCAUCCCCGAGAUUAUUGGAGACUGCUGCUAUGAAGAGUAUAAAGACCGCCGGAGAGAGAACGCCGAGCGGAUUCAAGACGACGAGGACACCGAUAACAACAACGACCUCGCGCUGCCGGACAUGACGUUCCGCGAAUCCAUGUGGCGCGCUUUUGAGAACCCGCACACCAGCACCAUGGCCUUGGUGUUCUACUAUGUGACAGGUUUCUUCAUCGCCGUGUCGGUCAUGGCCAACGUGGUGGAGACGGUGCCGUGCGGCACGACGCCGAACCGCGCCAAGGAAUUAUCCUGCGGUGAUCGUUACGCGCUCGCCUUCUUCUGCCUGGACACGGCCUGCGUCAUGAUCUUCACCGUCGAGUACCUGUUGCGCCUGAUCGCCGCACCCAGCAGGUACAAGUUUGUCAAGAGCGUGAUGAGCAUCAUCGACGUGGUGGCCAUCAUGCCUUACUACAUUGGCCUGGUCAUGACGGACAACGAGGACGUGAGCGGCGCCUUUGUCACCCUCAGGGUCUUCCGAGUCUUUCGGAUUUUCAAGUUCUCGCGCCACUCGGCCGGCCUGCGCAUUUUGGGCUACACGCUGAAGAGCUGCGCCUCCGAGCUGGGAUUCCUCCUCUUCUCCCUCACCAUGGCCAUCAUCAUCUUCGCCACCGUUAUGUUCUACGCGGAGAAAGGCUCCAACGCGAGCAAGUUCACCAGCAUCCCAGCGGCCUUCUGGUACACCAUCGUCACCAUGACCACUCUGGGGUAUGGAGACAUGGUCCCCAAGACAAUAAUGGGCAAGAUUUUUGGCUCCAUCUGCUCCCUCAGUGGUGUGUUAGUGAUCGCUCUGCCCGUGCCUGUCAUCGUGUCUAACUUCAGCCGCAUCUACCAUCAGAGUCAGCGUGCAGAGAAACGCCGUGCGCAAAAGAAAACCAGGCUUGCUAGAAUUCGUGCCACGAAGAGCUGGGGUGCUAACGCUUAUUUGCAGUACAAACGCAAUGGGCUGCUGGUCGACGCCGAGGAGGAGGCAUCGAAGGAGGCAGGGAAGGCGCUGGUUUGCAAGACUAAUCCCACAUUUGAGACUCAGCAUCACCACCUCCUACACUGCCUGGAAAAGACUACGAAUCACGAGUUUGUGGAUGAGAAUACAUACGAGACGAGUUGCAUGGAGGUGUCCAUGGUGAAGCCGUCCACCUCGCGUUCCUCCUCCCUCUCCUCCUCUCCUCAUGGCCUGACCUGUUGCUCCCGUCGCAACAAGCGCAAGAGCUUCAACGUGCCCAACUCCAACAUGGCUGCCGGGCGCCGGGGCAGCGUGCAGGAGCUCAGCACCAUCCAGAUCAGAGAGAGGCCACUCAGCAACAGCCGUUCCAGUCUGAACGCUAAGUUCGAGGAGACAGUGCCGUUGAACUCGGAGCAGCAGCCCUACAUCACGGCGGCGGUCAUCAGCAUGCCAACUCCGCCCGUCACCACGCCAGAGGGCGGGGACUCGGCCAGUUCGCCCGAUUACUUGCAGAGCAACAUUGUCCGCGUAUCAGCUCUAUAGACCUACAUUAAGAGCAAUCAGCCUGGCGUUCAUUUUUCCCUCUUUCAUUCAGCGAGUGGACGCUGGAGGAGGAGGGGAUUGGAGAGAGAGCACCCUCUGGUGGAUAGGAGGCGCUACUGCAGAGACCGAGACCAUGAUCAGAACCCUUUAUUUCAGCCCUUCUUCUUUGCGCUUGGACACAAGAGCCGCCUGGGCCCAUAAUGCCGAGCACUGGGGCUUACCAGUCUUUUACCCACAAAGAGGGACCAUAAAUAAUGACCAUAAUUUUCAUGCUUGUUACAAUUUUUGGAGUAUUGUGUGUCUUUACAUUUGUCGUCUUAAACUUGGUAGUGGACAGAAUGAGGUGACGUGGAGGAUGCAACAAAAAUUUGGUGCAUAUUUGGGUAUUUUUUUGGGGUGCUCAUUAGGUAUUGGGUGUCUUUCUGGGGUCCUAGUUUUACUCAAGGCUAUUUACCGUGCUUUUAGAGAGACCUACAAAAACAGAGCUCCUUUUGAUAUUUGACACUACAAGAAAAAUCAAGGUUUUUAAGGUUGUAUGGAUGUGCGCGUGAUUGUGCGAUUGUGCGUGUGAUUGUGCGAUUGUGUGAUUGUGCGUGUGGGUGCGUUUAAGGCUAACCUUUUUUGCAUGUUCUGCAUUCGUGAGUCUGUGUCCUUUCAAGUUUGGCAUGAGCAAUAAGGUUUUUUUUUUUAAGCCCCAAUGUGUGUGGAUUUUAUUUCUUAGCACAUCACUUCCUCUUUACUCAGUGCACACGGCUCAUUUUUAAACAUCUAUUGAAAGUCAAUUCUGUGCACAUGCAGACCGAAAGUGACUUUUUCAGUCCCUUUUUCCCUCACUGUAACAAUUUCAUCUUCUCUUGAGACCUGGCCUAAAAAGGGUUUAAUGGAUCACUGACCAUAUAUUUAAAAAAAAAAAAAAAAAAAGAAGUGGGGGAACAGCAGUGUGGCUCACACACUAUGAGAAUCACUGGACAAUAAAAUGCUUCUUUGAAGCCAAACGUGAUAUUCCCUCAUCUCUUUGUAAGGAAUAUUUCUUUUAUUCUUACCGUCAAGUUCUGAAUGUACUGUGAAAGUUUUUUUCUUUCAAUGUCCCAAUACUGUGCAUGAUGUUUUAAAGAAUAUGGGAUAUGGACCAACAAGGCCACCAUACCCCAAUGUGUUUUUAUGUUGGAUCGUUUGUCUUUCCGUUCCUCUCCGUCUGAAUGAACCAUGUGAGCAGCAAAUUCCACCUCCAUCUGAACCCAGUACUAAUUAAACAAGAUUUAGCCAUAACACAAGCACUGCAUAAAAGACAUGUGGUGACAAAUUCAUGCCCAAUAAUAGGACAGCGUCCUACGUCGUGGGCUUCUCACCAGAUUAUUUUAUCAGUGCUAUAAUCAUACCACUCCCACGCGCUGUCGAAUAUCAAAGGGAAAGUACGAAUAAAGGCUGCUCUGAGUCAGAGAGAUGUAUUAGUCAUAUCUCCAUGUCUUGAAUUAGCAAGAAAUUUGCAUAUAAUAUGAAAAGACUAUUUUAUUCUUGCACUUGUCACUAAGGCCUGAGUGUUUUCUUGUGCAGAGGAGUCAUUAAAAUAGCCUAAACCGUACAAACACACACAUCAGCACUCACUUCCAUUAUUGCUUGACCAUGUGACUUAUGCAACAAGGUUCUUUUUGUAAAGAUACACUUUGUAUUAAAGGGGAUAUCAACUGGGGGGAUAGAAUCAUGAAAAUACAUAUUUUUAAAAAUCAGAUGGUGUUGAUUAUAAAUUAUAAAUGUUAUUUCAGUUGUACAAAAGAGAAUUUUAAAAAAAAAAAGGAAAAAAAAUAACUAUGAGAGACUUGC
This is a messenger RNA of Pangasianodon hypophthalmus (striped catfish), 4578 nucleotides long. It is a transcript of the gene kcnd2, whose product is annotated as potassium voltage-gated channel, Shal-related subfamily, member 2. The transcript has 7 exons. Gene Ontology annotation, biological process: protein homooligomerization; potassium ion transmembrane transport. Bases 868 to 2757 code for a protein of 629 amino acids. The record is from RefSeq and is a predicted model, not a curated record. Gene Ontology annotation, molecular function: protein binding; A-type (transient outward) potassium channel activity. Gene Ontology annotation, cellular component: voltage-gated potassium channel complex; membrane. Lineage: Eukaryota; Metazoa; Chordata; Actinopteri; Siluriformes; Pangasiidae.